Molecule: messenger RNA, 2385 nt
Organism: Neospora caninum
Lineage: Eukaryota; Apicomplexa; Conoidasida; Eucoccidiorida; Sarcocystidae
Exons: 11
Coding region: 1-2385 (794 amino acids)
Source: RefSeq, a predicted model, not a curated record
AUGUUUCUCGUCUCAGACGGAGCAGCUGCGGCGAAGAAGAAGAAAGUUUCUUCUCCUUUCGCCCUCGCGCCUUCGCGAUGCUCUCUCACCUCGGGCAGCCUCGAGGCGGGACUUGCCUCCUUCAAUCGCACUUUGCAGGCUCACCCUUUCAACCAGAAGAUUGUGAUUCUCAUCUCUUUCGAAGACACGUCCGACCCUGAAGAAGCAACAUUCUCCCCUGAAGCUCUGGCGGAAGUCGAGAGAGAAGAACGCGACCGGAGCAAAGGCGCAAGACAGCCGCCGCCUCCCUCCUCGUCUCCCGCUUCUCCACCAUCUUCCUCGCCUUCCUCUUCUCCACCAUCUUCCUCGCCUUCCUCUUCUGCCUCGUCUUUUGCCGCUUCUUCUGUGUGUGAGGCUCGUGACCGUGUUGCGCACCAUCUCGUGAACCUGGUUCAGUCUUGCAGUACAGGCGUUUUCUUCCACGGCGUCUCUCUCGCCUCCUUUCUCUCUCUGCCUCUUCAAACGCUCCUCUUCUCGCAACACGACGCUUGCCUACUCUCCUGGAGCGGCGCCUCGCCUCUCUGCUCUUCUCUCGCUUUUGCCAGUGACUCACCGGAAAAGGGAGAAGAAAGAGAUCAAGAGAGAGAUCAAGGAGGCGCGUUCCUCAGCUCCGACUUGUUCCUCUCGGAUGUCGCGACCGGUGGCAACGCAGCUGCUCUGACCGCUGACGGGGGGGGGACCCUCCUCAUGCGUUCGUGCUUAUAUUCGGAUCUUUACUGCUCUGCUGCGGUCGCGCUUCACUCUUGCACCUCUUUUGCCUCCUUUCUCCCGCAACUGCAUGCAGCGUUCCCUGCGACAACGCGUUUCCUGCGCGUCCCUCUGGCCCACCCUGCCGUGCUGCGUCACCAGACGCCGUCGCAGUCGACCGCUGCCUCUCCCUCUCUCCAGAGGGGAAAGAAGUUUUCCGGCAGAGGCGAUAGCGGCGCCGAGACGGGCAACCAUGCUCGGGCGACUGCGCAGCCUUCAAAGAUGUUCCUGCAUCUUCAGCACUGCCUCGACAAACUCGCGCCUCUCGCCUUCCUCGGCGCCCUCAAAAUGCCGUUGAGGAGCGCACCGGAAUCCGCCGUCUCUGAGGCCUCGGCGCUUCGCUCCUCUCUCGAGAGCUUGCUCGGCGGUUCGAAAUCUGAGGCGCGUUUCGUGGCGCUAACAGGCAUCACUGCUCAGCAUCGCCGCUACCUGUGCGCUGCCGAGAAAAGCGACGUUGUCGGGAGUGAAGCUAAGCAGCGCGGAGAGCAAGAUCGCGGCUUUCUGGCGUUGGAGGCUGAGAGUCGAGGCGAGAACGACGACGGUUGUGUAGGAGAGACGAGACGCGCAGGCAAUCUCCCUCCAGAGCGGCGAAAAGGAACUCAAGAGAAUCUGGAAGUCUGGCUGCCGAAUUGGAACGAUCUGCUGGCGCGAGUGAGACAGUCAGCAGAAAAGGAAGGAGGCAAGAAGAGCGGUUCUCGGCAAACCAUUCAGCGAAACGCUGGGCACGCCCGAGGAGACACAAAGCUGGGACGCGGUCGAGGCUCCUGCGAGACCGGCUCGCCUCUCGACGUCUCCAUGGGAGAAGAAACCGGAAAGGAAGAAGAGAUCGAGGAGACGGAAGAGAUAGACGAGGAGAUAGACGAGGAGAUGGGAGAAGAGAAGUUCCCGUUUCCACGUUUGAAGCCGCGACUGGAGAGUGCCGCUGUACGCCUCGCGACUUCCGAGUACGAAGAAGAGAAGCGAGCCAAGAGAGACGGAAUGCAGAGGAAGGAGACAGAGCGCGAGAACUUAGCAGAUGAAAUUCUGCAGGUUCUCGGAAGCUGCGGCCUGGAUCUGCCUCUCAAUCCCAGUAACGAGAACCCAGACUCUCUGCCUCAGGAUGGCGGGAGCCGCCGGCGCCCGCCUUUCUCCUGGUUGGAAGCAGACGAUACCGGCGUCCGCGCCAGUCGAGUCUCCGUGCUUACAAUCGAAGGAGGGAUCAUUCACUCUUCUGCAAUCGCCGCAGUUGUGCAGUGUCUCUCGGGGGCUCUCCACUUGAAUCCGGUAGACAAAAACAUCCAAGAUCUCCACCGCUGCCUACGGCGCAAACGGAUGGCCCUUCAAGCUCGAGAAAAGGCCGGAAACGGCGAGUCCGAAGGCGAACCAGAAACAAAAUCUUCAUCUUCUUCCUUUUCGUCGAGCUCUCCCUGGUUUGCCGUUUCCACCUUCGGCGUGCCUGACGCCCCAACUCUGUUCAACGGCCUGCCUCACGGCGCAGUCGAUUUGAGCGGCGACAGCAGCUGUCAUUUUGUCGGAUUUUUAUCUGCCAAUGACAACGUCGCGCAUGCAAUCAACCUCCGCUCUAUCAGUGCCGUCGACGCCGCCGUCGCACUACCUUAG